Molecule: messenger RNA, 1321 nt
Organism: Phascolarctos cinereus (koala)
Lineage: Eukaryota; Metazoa; Chordata; Mammalia; Diprotodontia; Phascolarctidae
Gene: DAPP1
Product: dual adaptor of phosphotyrosine and 3-phosphoinositides 1
Source: RefSeq, a predicted model, not a curated record
UGCUCAGCGCUGCUGGGAGUUUCACUUCCUCCCUAGUUGGGGCUCACACCCACAGCAGCAGCGCGCACUGUCAGCCGGGCGGCUUUUCUCCUGGUGUCAAAUGACCAAGUGAUCAGUAGGGGAGAUCUUGACUUGCUCGCUCCCUUCAUCUCCGUGCCACCCACCUGGUAGUGGAGAGGCAGCCGAAUGGGCAGAGUCGAAGCUAGGGAAAGAAAUAUGAGCCACCUGGACUCCUCCGAGGGAGAAGCUGAGCACCUCCAGCACUUGGGGUGGUAUCAUGGCAAUCUCUCUCGACACGCCGCAGAAGCGCUUCUUCUCUCAAAUGGAAGUGAUGGAAGCUACCUCUUAAGGAACAGUAAUGAGAAGACUGGUCUAUACUCUCUUUCUGUGAGGGCCAAAGAAUCUGUCAAACACUUUCAUGUAGAAUACACAGGCUAUUCAUUCAAGUUCGGCUUUAACGAGUUCUCAAGUUUGAAGGAGUUUGUCAAUCAUUUCGCAAACCAGCCUUUGAUUGGGAGCGAAACAGGCACUUUAAUUGUUCUGAAACAUCCCUAUCCAUGCCAAGUGGAAGAGCCAUCCAUCUACGAAUCGGUCAGGGUUCACACAGCAAUGCAGACAGGAAGGACAGAGAGUGACCUGGUACCCACAGCUCCUUCACUGGGCACCAAAGAAGGAUACCUAACGAAACAAGGGGGACUAGUGAAGACUUGGAAAACCAGGUGGUUCACUUUGCAUAGGAAUGAAUUGAAAUACUUCAAAGACCAAAUGACACCAGAGCCAAUUCGGACACUAGAUCUGACAGAAUGCUCAGCUGUGCAGUUUGAUUACACACAGGAAAAAGUUAAUUGUUUCUGCUUAGUAUUUCCAUAUAGGACUUUUUAUUUAUGUGCAAAAACAGGAGUAGAAGCAGAUGAGUGGAUUAAGAUACUACGAUGGAAAAUGUUGUUCGCCAAGUCCUAGUUCCAGUUCCUGGAGACAUACUACACACACAUAUGUCACAAAUAAAGAAGCAGUCGGGGCAGGAUGGUGGCACCAUGAGGUCUCCCUCCUUCUUUUACAAGUAGCCCCUUUCUGGCAAGUGAUGUCCAUUCUCCCCCAGAGGCAGGCUGUUCCACAAUGCUGUAAAUGCUGGUGGACUUAGGAGGAACGUUAAUUCCAAGGACAAAUAACAGAUGACUGGAUGUGUUCUUCAAGAAUGUGACACGUCGGCCAACCCACGGAAACGUCUGUCCUGUUCAGAUACUGCUAUCUCCUGGAGUUGGCACAAUCAUCAUUUUGGUGGAAGCGUGGAUUUGAUAAUAAUAAAAAUAGCUCACUUUUA